GGCAGGCAGUAGGAGGUCGAGCUGCUGCUACGUGGGGCUCACCUGUUGGCGAGGCCGCCACUGCUCUCUCCUUCCUUCCCCCCUCCUCCUCCACGUCCACACCCCUAACCCCCCGUCUGCUCCGCUACUGGGGCUGCCGCCAUGGCGGAGACCGAGGAGAGAAGCCUCGAUGACUUCUUCGCCAAGCGGGACAAGAAGAAGCGGAAGGAGAAGAGUAACCGAGGGGCCGCCGCCUCUAACGCCGCUUCUAACGCCGCCUCUAACACCGCGGGGGCGGCCGCGGCAGCUGGAGGAACCCGCCUGACUGACGGCAGUGUCUCCGGGGCCGUGGCCUCUAACGCUGAUUCCUGCAAGACGGUGACCAAGGAAGAGGAUGAUUGGAAGGAAUUUGAGCAAAAGGAAGAAAUUGAUUAUAGUGGUCUUAGAGUUCAGUCCAUGCAAAUAAGUGAGAAAGAAGACGAUGAAAGUGAAAAAACAGAGGAAACCGGUGACAACUGGGAGGAGACUGCUGGUAGUGUAGACAGAUCAUCUGGUCCUUGGAACAAGUCGGCUCCUGCACCAGCACCUGUGGUUGAACCAAUUGUCACGGAGGCCCCGGAGCCAGUGCAGAGCGGGGGCGUGUACCGGCCGCCCGGCGCCAGGGAGGGCGGCAGGCCGCGGCGAGCACAGCAGGGCCCGCCCGAGAUCUACAGCGACACGCAGUUCCCCUCGCUGCAGUCCACCGCCAAGCUCGUCGACAGCCGCAAAUACUGAGCCUUCGUAAAGGUUGACUACCUCAGACUUGCUGCACUCAUUGUGGACACCAUGUGGAUCACAACUUCUGGAAGAGAAGGUUACAGCUGUUUUAGUGGCCAUCUGAAACUUGAAACCAGCUCUACUGGAUUCCUGUCAGAAAUCCUGCAGAAGUCAGCCAUUUGGUUCCAAUUUGCUAUAACAAAGAUUUAAGUGACCUUAAUGACAAACCUGUUCUGUUCCCCUCCUGAGGAAUCCUGCCCUGUGUAGCCAUAGCCUGCUAGAGGCUUCUGGAGCUGCCCAAGUACCACACAGCUAUAGCUUGUUUACCUUCUUAGAUAGCUGUACUGAAGUAACUGCAACACCAAUUAAAACUCAUCCAGUACCAGAUUGGAGAAAUAAUGGCUUGGAGUGCUCUCUUUGCUUUAGCCAUUUCCACAGUUGGCUGUUUCAGCUGCUUUGUUUUCUUACUAUCCACACAAAAAACUGCCUGCCUGGUUUCUGGUAUCCAGUUGCAGUCUAUUUAAAUAAUGGUGAGACCUUCGACUGAAGCAGUUUCUUUGGGGGCUUGUCAUGAGUCUUUCUCACCUGAAAGCACUAAGGCUUGAGUUUCCAUUAUCCAGGCUCCAACCACAGUCCUUAGAAUUUGUCUUUUCCAAAGGAGGUGUGGCUGUAGUGAUAAUGGAUAAGAUGUUGUCUAUUGAACACCAGUUACUUGUUGCAGGGUAAUGGGUACUUGAUAACCAAAAUACAACCAGAGGGAUAGCUAGAGCUGGUAAAGCCUUACUUGUUUGGCUCUUCUGUGAAGCAUGCAGGUUUUUUGAGUCAGAAAUCCUGUAAAUCAAACUCCUGUGGUGUUUAUUCACCAAGUCAGGAAGUUCAGUAGUAUUGGAAAGCAGUGGCUUCUUAUGUUGUCAUCUUUGACUGAAUCUAGUGGAAGCAGGCAAAGUGGUGUAAGUCUGAUUUGAUGAACAUCUGUCAAGUACCAAAUGUGUCCUGCUGUAACCGUUUUUCUCUUCUCAGACCAGAAGUCAAAUGAAGUACAACAGUGGCAUACUCCCGUGUUGAGAUUUUUCAGAGUAAAUGCCAAAAAAAUAGCCUGAAAAUUUGUAAGAGUUGCCAAUGGCAAGAGACAAGGGAACAAAACAAAGCUUGCUUAGGUGUGCGUGCAGGUGGUGAGGGUAGUGCAGGGCUCCCUUUGACUAACUGCUGAUCACUUUAAUCUUCUUCUCUGAGGCCAAUGGGAAUUUUGCUGUUGACUUCAGUGGGGCUGGGCUUUUACCUGGUUCUCCUGUGCACAGACUAAAACCGGCCUUGUCCUUGCAGAGUUAACUGUCCCUAAAACCUCUGCUAGAAGCUGCUAUUAAAGAGAGGGCUUGAGACUCUCUUCCAUUUGCAAACAAAUCCCACUGAACAGACUGAUGCAAACACCCAGGACUGAGCCACAUAUCUUCCUUGCAAAUGCGUUGUUGCCAGCAGAACUGAUGUGUCACUAAAGAUUUCUGUGGAAUUGAUGGGGAGUGGAGAUGUUGAUUGAUGUGGUGGAAAUGUGAAAAUGCUUUUCCUGAUCCUCUGAAGUGCUUUCAGCAAUGCAGCUGAAGCCAGUUCUGCUGCAGGAAGGGGAGAUGGGGCUGGCUGUUGAGCUGUCUUUUACUGGAGGUUUUGGGCAUGGAUUCUGGCAGUUCAAGAAAACCUUGUAACAGUUUCAAAUCAAAUAAAAUGGACAUACACCAUGGCUCUGGAGUCU
Indicator indicator is the source of this 2479-nucleotide messenger RNA. It is a transcript of the gene CDV3, whose product is annotated as CDV3 homolog. Gene Ontology annotation, cellular component: cytoplasm. Bases 142 to 753 code for a protein of 203 amino acids. The record is from RefSeq and is a predicted model, not a curated record. Lineage: Eukaryota; Metazoa; Chordata; Aves; Piciformes; Indicatoridae. The transcript is spliced from 5 exons.